AUGGAGUUUGACCGGAGUGCGGAUGAAACAGGUCCACGUCGAGAAGACGAGCUAGUGCUACUUGUAUGGCGACGAUCGUUCCACAAAGAUGGCCCUGAAAACGAUGCCGAGAGAGCAAUUUAUCAACGUCUGCUGACACUUGUAGCAGAGCAUGAGGACGGCAACGAAGCAGAACUAAUGUCGAUUCUGCUUGGCGAAGCCAGCGCGAAAAUGCAAUAUCUCGAUCCCGAAUGGGGCUUUGUAGAUGCCUCCAACAUCGUGUCACGCGUGGAUGAGUGCAUUAUUGCUCUCCAGGAACAGCCAAAGAAACACUUCCUUGAUCCGUUGUCCUGGGAUAUGCCACCGCAUAAAGCUGUAGUGUCGGUUGUCGAAGCAGUACUGCUGCUCUUCGAUGUGCCGCUGCCGCCCAAGCUUAGCGAAGAAGACAUGUGGCGAGCAUGUUGGGGCCUCUGGAUUGUCAAGAACAUCGAGGCUCACUCAAGUGGCUGGGAGUGGAUGGCUCACAAUGAACCGAUAGGGCUCUUCACCAAGCCGUACGCCUUGAGCGUAGCAAACCUGGACCGUGUCUGUGAACUACUUCAGAUAACGAGACAUCUAGCACCUCCUGGACAUCGCUGUUGGCACCAUUUACCAGCAUAUACAAGUCUGAGAGACUGGGCUGGAGCGUGUGCAGCUUAUCUACACAUGGUCGAGCACUGCCUGCCUGAAUUUCACGGCUUUGAAGCAGUGCAAAAGCUCGUGACACCUCCAAAACGCACUCCAAAAGAGAACGUGUGGUUCCGUUGCGAGUCUGAAGACGGCGUCGCUUACUUCUACAAUCGUUUGUAUCAAUCUAUUACGCUUGAUCGACCCCAAGACUUUGACGGAGCGCAUAUUACGCAGAAGAGCAUUCCAAGUGUCAUUCGAGAACGUAUCGCUGAGGUCUUACAGGCGGAUGUAUCGACAAGGCUGGAACUGGAGCGACGUGGCAAGCUGAAGAUUCACGCGCAAUUGCUGGACCAAGACCAAUGGAUCGAAUGUUUCGACACACGCACGCAGACCAAAUACUACUACAGCAUCCGACACUACAAGACGUCCCCCACUCCACCAGAACACGGCGUGUUCGAAAUCUACCGCGAAAGUUUUGCGUACGCUUCGGUUUUGCGUCUCCAAGCUGCGUACCGUCGUCGUCGUUUAGAGCAAAAGACUCAAGUGCGGAAAGCAAAACGGGGAACUUUGCCAAGUUUUGCCACUUUUGCCAGCAAGGGGCGUACAAAGGCGCAACAUUCGUAGUUGUGGGUAGUAACAUUGAAAUUUUAAUGUAAAACAUGAACAAGA
Molecule: messenger RNA, 1317 nt
Organism: Phytophthora nicotianae INRA-310
Lineage: Eukaryota; Oomycota; Peronosporomycetes; Peronosporales; Peronosporaceae
Exons: 2
Coding region: 1-1272 (423 amino acids)
Source: RefSeq, a predicted model, not a curated record